This is a messenger RNA of Oryzias melastigma (Indian medaka), 4128 nucleotides long. RefSeq names its product angiotensin I converting enzyme (peptidyl-dipeptidase A) 1 (gene ace). NCBI's taxonomy places the organism in Eukaryota, Metazoa, Chordata, Actinopteri, Beloniformes, Adrianichthyidae. Gene Ontology annotation, biological process: proteolysis. Gene Ontology annotation, cellular component: plasma membrane. The transcript is spliced from 25 exons. The record is from RefSeq and is a predicted model, not a curated record. The coding region runs from base 1 to 3849 and encodes 1282 amino acids. Gene Ontology annotation, molecular function: peptidyl-dipeptidase activity; metallopeptidase activity.
AUGGCUGCUGGUCCGGACAGGUUGCUAUGGUCAGUGCUGCUGCUGCUGCCAGUUCUGGGGCUCUCUGAAGCUCUUCCAGCACACUGGCUUCCAGGGGAAUACGCAAACAGCGUCCCUGACGCGCAGAGGUUUCUGGGUGAUUACAACAGCACAGCCGAGGAGGUGUUUUACUUCAGCGUGUCUGCCAGCUGGACCUACAACACCAACUUAACGGAACACAACUCCAAGCUGCAGGUGGAGGCCUCUCUUGAAGAGCAAGCCUUCACUGAAGCCUGGGGAUUGAAGGCCAAGACCGUCUUCACUGACGACGUUCUCAACUCGCUCCCCGACCCUAAAGACAAAACGCUGAUGAAAAAGAUCACGUCACUGGGCGCUGCCAACCUUCCCCAGGCUCAACGAGAAGAGUAUAACACAAUUCUCAGCACUAUGGACAGUAUUUAUUCCACAGCGAAGGUUUACCCACAACCGAAUGUAAGCUGGAGUCUGGAGCCCGAGCUCACCGACAUCAUGGCCACUUCUAGAAGCUACAAGAAGCUGCUGUUUGCUUGGGAGGGCUGGCACAACGCGUCCGGCGUUCCUCUCACGCAGCUCUAUCCACGGUUUGUGGAGCUCAGCAACAAUGCCUCUCAAGCUGAUGGAUUUGCCGACACUGGUGCGGACUGGCGAUCCUGGUAUGAGAGUGAAACCUUUGAGCAGGACAUUGACAAACUCUAUAAAACCAUCGAGCCGCUCUACCUGCACCUGCACGCCUUUGUGCGCCGCAAGCUCUACAACCAAUAUGGUUCCAAGUACAUCAACCUGAAGGGACCAAUCCCUGCUCACCUGUUGGGAAACAUGUGGGCUCAGUCAUGGAAUAACAUUUAUGAUCUGAUGACCCCUUUUCCCAACAAACCCAAUCUGGAUGUGACGAAUGAAAUGAUCAAACAAGGCUACAAUGCCACACACAUGUUCCGAGUGUCAGAGGAGUUCUUCACCUCCCUCGGAUUGAUGGAGAUGCCAACGGAGUUCUGGGAGGGGUCCAUGCUCGUCAAACCAGACGAUCGCGAAGUUGUGUGUCACGCAUCGGCCUGGGACUUCUACAACCGCAAAGACUUCAGGAUUAAGCAGUGCACCACAGUGACGAUGGAACAGCUCUUCACUGUACACCACGAGAUGGGGCACAUCCAGUACUACCUGCAGUACAAGGACCAGCCCGUCGGGUUCCGCAGGGGUGCUAACCCUGGUUUUCAUGAAGCCAUCGGGGAUGUUAUGUCCCUUUCUGUUUCAACACCGAAGCAUCUUCACACGAUUAACCUGCUGGAGUCUGCAGAGUCUGACGAAGAAACUGACCUCAACUACCUGUUGAAGAUGGCGCUAGAUAAAAUAGCAUUUCUACCUUUUGGCUACCUCAUUGACCUCUGGAGAUGGAGUGUUUUUAAUGGGAAAACUCCUCCAGAGCAGUACAAUUCUGAGUGGUGGUACCUCAGAACAAAAUAUCAGGGAAUUUGCCCGCCCACCAAACGGACAGAGGAGCACUUUGAUCCUGGGGCAAAGUACCACAUUCCCGGAAACACGCCAUACAUCAGGUAUUUUGUCAGCUUCAUCCUCCAAUUCCAAUUCCACGAGAAGCUGUGCGAGGCAGCCAAGCACACCGGUCCUUUGCAUACAUGUGACAUCUACCGCUCUGCAGAAGCGGGAGAGAUUCUGAGGAAAGUCCUCCAAGCCGGCUCCUCCAAACCAUGGCCUGAAGUUCUUCAGGAUGCUAUUGGCACCAGUGAGAUGAAUGCCAACUCAUUACUGAAAUACUUUGAACCUGUUAUUAAGUGGUUGGAAGAACAAAACGUGAACGAGACCCUGGGAUGGCCCGACUUUAACUGGGUCCCACCCGUCCCUGAAGGAUACCCUGAAGACAUCGAUAAGAAUACAGAUGAGCUCGAUGCAAAGAGACUUCUAGAUGAGUAUAACAGCACAGCCGAGGAGGUGUGGAACGCGUACACUGAAGCCAGCUGGAAAUACAAUACGGACAUCACCGACGCCAACAGGCAGGCAAUGCUCGACAGAAAUCUGGAGAUGUCGACACACACUCUGGAAUACGGACUGAAGGCUCGCGGGUACGACACCACCGACUUCCAGGAUCCCUUGGUCAAACGCAUCAUCACAAAACUCAGCGACAUCGAGAGGGCCGCACUUCCUUCGAAAGAAUUGGAAGAGUAUAACACUCUCCUGUCCAACAUGGAGACCAAAUACAGUGUGGCUGAAGUUUGCCGAGAAGAUGGCAGAUGCCAUCCACUGGAUCCAGACCUCCAGAAGAUCAUGGCAGAGUCCAGGGAUUACAAUGAGUUAUUGUUUGCCUGGAAGGGAUGGAGAGAUGCUGCUGGCAAAGUUCUUCGUCAGGAUUACGAGAGAUACGUCGAGCUGGCCAACAAAGCUGCUGUGCUUAAUGGUCAUUCGGAUAAUGGAGCUUUCUGGCGGUCUCUGUAUGAAACCCCGACCUUUGAGGAAGACCUGGAGUCCCUGUGGAAGGAGCUGGAGCCGCUCUACCAGAACGUUCAUGCCUACGUUCGAAGGUCUUUGUACAAAAAGUACGGACCCCAGUACAUCAACCUAAAGGGACCAAUCCCUGCACAUCUGCUGGGCAACAUGUGGGCACAGACGUGGUCUGGAAUAAUGGAUUUCGCCAUACCGUACCCAGGUGCUACUCAAGUUGAUGCUACACCAGCUAUGGUAGCACAGGGCUGGAACGCCACCAGAAUGUUUCAGGAAUCAGACAAGUUUUUCACUUCUCUGGGUCUGCUGCCAAUGCCAGAGGAAUUCUGGGAAAAAUCCAUGCUGGAGAAGCCGUCGGAUGGACGGCAGGUGGUGUGCCACGCUUCUGCUUGGGACUUCUACAACCGCAAAGACUUCAGAAUAAAACAGUGCACCGUGGUGACCAUGGACGACCUGAUCACAGUGCACCACGAGAUGGGACACGUCCAAUAUUUCCUUCAGUACAAAGACCAGCCGGUGUCCUUCCGCGACGGCGCCAACCCCGGCUUCCAUGAGGCCAUCGGCGACGUCCUGGCUCUGUCCGUGUCCACGCCCAAACAUCUGCAGAGCAUCGGCCUCUUGGACAAAGUUGAAGAAAACUACCAAAGUGACAUCAACUUUCUCAUGAGCAUGGCGCUCGACAAGAUCGCCUUCCUGCCCUUCGGGUAUCUAAUGGAUCAGUGGAGGUGGAAGGUGUUUGACAGUCGGAUCCCAGCGAAUGAGUAUAACAAGGAGUGGUGGAACCUCAGAUUGAAGUAUCAGGGACUGUGUCCACCUGUGACUCGUACCGAGGAGGACUUUGAUCCGGGGGCAAAGUUCCACAUUCCUGCAAACGUGCCCUACGUCAGGUACUUCGUUAGCUUCAUCAUCCAGUUCCAGUUCCACGAAGCUCUGUGUAAAGCGGCCAAUCACAACGGCCCUCUGCACACCUGCGAUAUCUACCAAUCCAAAGCCGCUGGAAAGCUGUUGAGCGACGUGAUGAAGCUGGGCUACAGUAAGCCGUGGCCUGAAGCCAUGGCGAUGAUCACCAACCACUCCAAAAUGAGCGCCCAGCCGCUCGUGCAGUACUUUGAGCCUCUCAUACAGUGGCUGGAGCAGGAGAACCAGAGGAACGGCGAUGUUAUUGGAUGGCCCGAGUACGACUGGAGACCUCAAGAAACAUUCCCGCCGCCCACAAAGGUGGACUUCCUGGGUCUGUACCUGUACGAGUCGUCUGCGUCGGCGGGCAGCUGGGUCCUGCUGGGCAUCGCCCUCAUCUUCGCCGUGACCACCAUCGUGUUUGUGUACAAAUACAAAAAGGCAAGGAAGUACGGGAAGUCCUCGUCCACUUUGGAGCUGAAGUAAAAGGACUGAAGGGCUGGAAGUACGUCCUGAAAUACUGUGGUGAACACAAAUGCAACCUCAAUGUCAAUAGAAACGUUUUUAUGUACAAGAGAAAUGAGCUCCUGCACUCCUCCACGUCUGUUUAUUUCUACAAUUUUACUGUAGAAGAGUGAUAUUUAUUAACAAAGACAGUUUUCCCCAAAACACUCUGUUAAAUUAUUGUUUAUUCAAAUAUUUUAUAUUUUCAAGGCCAUGAAAUGAUGUGUACAUUCAAAUUAAACCAUAUGAAUAUACUGUCAA